UCAGAGAUCAGAAGACGAUUCUUCUGCAAUUUCUUAGCAAAUUUUACAAAAUGAAUAAAGGUAAAAUUACGUUUGGUAAAAUACAGCUGAAGGCAGCUACCCCAGCUCCCGCAUCUGUAAAUCCCGAAUCCAGUUCAGCAACCGGUGGAUUCGGAUCUUUUGGCCGUAUGGAACCACCUCCCGAACCGGGUCCCUCGAGCUCGGCCAGGCACGCUGAUGUGGAAAAAAUUGCCACCGACCUGGAAAACAGCCGAAUGCAGGAGGUUAUGGGGAUCAGCGGAUUUGGCCGGAAAGCACAACAGUUCGACAUCAACGAGAUGAUCCAGAAAGCCAAGCGGAAUGCUCCCAAAGCGGAAGAGGACCCGAAGGCUAUUCGGAAAGAACCUCCGACUGCCGAUGAUAACUCGUCAGAUGACGAUAGUGAGGGGGAUACGAUUGGACCCAUGCCAACGGUGAUGGGCUCUGCUGAUGCUGCUGCUGCUGCUGCUGAUAGGAUAGUUAAGGGGAAAAAAGAACGUAAGGAAAGUGAUGACGAUAGCGAUGAGGACGAUGAUGAUGACGAUGAUUUCGAUGAAGAUGCCCCAAUCAAUAAGAUUCCCUACUCGCACGAAGUGGAAAUGCGACACGGCGGCAAGGCAGUGAUUGCCCUUGCGGCUGAUCCAUCUGGAGUGAGGUUGGCUUCCGGAUCGGUGGAUUACAAUUUGAACUUUUGGGACUUCUCCGGAAUGGACAAAUCGAUGAAAAGUUUCAGAAGUUUGCAGCCCUGCGAAAAUCAUCCGAUUAGAGAUCUGCAUUAUUCCAACACGGGCGACAUGAUCCUCGUCGUUUCGGGGAGCUCUCAGGCGAAGGUUUUGGAUCGAGAUGGAUUCGAAAAGAUGGAAUGCGUGAAGGGUGAUCAGUACAUAACGGAUAUGACCAAGACCAAGGGUCAUGUGGCUGGGUUGACCGGUGGCUGCUGGAAUUUCAUGAAAAAGGAUGAGUUUUUGACCAGCGGAAUGGAUUCGACCCUGAGGACCUGGGUUUUUGCCAAAUCAAAGGAACAGAAGAACGUCAUCAAGACUCGAGCUCAGGGAGGACUGAGGACGGCUCCUACUGCGUGUACUUACAAUCGGGAUGCGACGCUGAUCGCAGCCGGAUGCAGCGACGGAUCCAUUCAAACUUGGGACACCAGGAGGAUGUUCGUCAACACGACUCACUGCAUCAGAGACGCACAUGCCAAAGGCCGUGAAAUUUCGUCGAUUUUAUUCUCCUACGCUGGGCAAAUUCUGGCCACCAGAUCGACAGAUGAAACCCUCAAGCUGUGGGAUAUGAGAGCAUUUAAAAAGCCCCUCCAUGUGUUUGACAAUCUUUUGUCCCGUUACGACACGACCGAUUGCUGCUUCAGUCCGGACGAUACCAUGAUCCUGACAGGAGAAUCAAUUCCCAAAGAACAGAAACAAGGAAAUUUGUACUUUUUCGAUACAAAAACGUUCGAAACUGUCACAAUCAUUCCCAUCACGGAUUCACACGUAAUUCGAACCCACUGGCAUCCGAAGUUGAAUCAAGUCUUUGUCGGCUGCGGAAACGGCAUCAUCCGUGGUCUGUACGAUGAGAAGCGCAGCAUGAGAGGGGCCAAACUGUGCGUGGUUCGAACCCACCGUAAGAAGAAGGACAUGGAAAUGAUCGGAACGACACAGGUCAUAACGCCCCAUGCUCUUCCGAUGUUCCGACAGGAGAAGUCCCGAUCACACAGGAAGAAGCUCGAAAAGGAUCGUCUCGAUCCGGUCAAAUCCAGACGACCCGAUCUGCCCAUCACCAGCGGCCAAGGGGGACGUGUUGCCAGUUCGGGAGGAACGCUCUCCUCAUAUGUCAUCAGAAAUCUCGGACUCAGCAAGAGGGUGGAGGACGAUCAAGAUCCUCGUGAAGCCAUCCUGAAGUACGCAAAAGAGGCUGCUGACAAUCCCUACUGGAUUUCCCCUGCUUAUAACAAGACUCAACCCAAACCCAUCUUCAACACUGAAGACGAACCGGACAGCAAGAAGCCGAAAACUGAGUAAAA
Ochlerotatus camptorhynchus is the source of this 2038-nucleotide messenger RNA. Its product is annotated as gastrulation defective protein 1 homolog. The record is from RefSeq and is a predicted model, not a curated record. The transcript has 2 exons. Gene Ontology annotation, cellular component: nucleus; site of double-strand break. The coding region runs from base 51 to 2036 and encodes 661 amino acids. NCBI's taxonomy places the organism in Eukaryota, Metazoa, Arthropoda, Insecta, Diptera, Culicidae. Gene Ontology annotation, molecular function: protein binding.